UCUUUUGAUUUCCAGAGCAAAGGAAGAAAUAUUCAAAUUCCAACUUCAUCAUGGACGACGAGUCGCAGUACUACGUCAAUCACCUGACCACCUUCCCAUUGGGUCCUGGGGAGGAGACACAAACUGUGGAGGAGUCUAUCAAAAAGAUGAAGACCCUGGACAGCAAAGGAAGGAUCUGGACCCAGGAAAUGCUGCUGCAGGUCAACAAUUCGGCCGUCAGCUUGGUGGACAUUGAAUCCAAGGAUGAACUGGAGACUUACCCGCUGGAUGCGAUCAAGCACUGUGACUCACUGCUGGACAGCUGGAGGUUUAACUCAAUCCUUAUCCUCGUGUGCAAGGAAGCUCACCAGGCGAAUCCCGAUAUCCACUUCUUCCAGUGCUCCGAGGUCGGGGCUGACCUGAUUAAGAGCGACAUCAACAGCGCGAUCACGGACCUGAAGAGUGGAGGACGGAGUGAGAGGCCGAAUGCUCUCAGACUUAACCAGGAGAAAAUGAAUGAACAAAGGACAUCCCCACCUUCCCCACCCCUGAACAGGGCUCCUAAAGCACCAGCGAACUACAACUCCAGCAUAGUGCAAGAGGCAGUACCAUUACCUCCGCCAUAUACAGCCACGACUCCAAUGGCCAGCACAGAGGGUCUCCUGACAUUGAGAGCUCGACCCCCAACCCAGGAGGAGUUUAUCGAUGUCUUUCAGAAGUACAAAUACUCCUUCAGCCUGCUGGCUCGAGUAAAGAACCACAUUGUCAAACCCAGUGCAACUGAACUAAUCCACUUCCUGUUCACACCCCUCGAGAUGAUGGUGCAAACAGCAGGUGUGGAUGUUGCUAGAUCAGUGGUCAUGCCAUUCUUGACCAACGAUGCCAUCCACCUCUUGAACAGCACACUCAAUCAGACAGAGAAGGCACAGUGGCAAUCGUUGGGAGACUACUGGACCAAAUCCAGAUUGGAGUGGCCUGCCGAGCACUGGGGAGAGCCGUACCAUAUCCAGUUCCGAUCAGGGUGGCAGCCAGAUGAUCUGGAUCCCAACGGAGCUCCGUGGGAAGAUCCUGUGGAGCUGCAGCACAAACACGAGUUGCUACGAAUGCAGCAAUCAGGCCCACAGUCAGCUCCUGUCAAACAAAGCAAUGGGACUCACAAUGUGGAGACCAAACACAUGAAAUGCAGCUAUGACUUUGUGGCCCGAAACAGCAGCGAGCUCUCUGUGUUGUCUGGUGAAAUGGUGGAGGUGCUGGAUGAUUCCAAACGGUGGUGGAAGGUGCAGAAUCAGAGUGGACAGGUUGGCUAUGUCCCCUUCAAUAUCCUGGAGCCUGUCCCUGCACAGGAUGUCGUCAACAGCUCACCUCAAUAUGCUCAAAUACACAAGGGGAACUGGCAAACUCCGAAAGGCACGCCACCCCCGACCCUCCCGAAAAGAGUGAGUCAACACAACCCAGCGCAGGUUGGCUGGGACACAAACCCCGAGAACGUCGGUGUGACUCAGAAAGAGAGAGAGCGUAAUGCCCAGAUUAACAUCAUGAAUGAAGAAUUGUUACUGAGGAUUGCAAACGGCAGAACAGCACAGCAUAAGUCCUUCCAGGUCCAGAAGACCCUUGACACCUCAGUUCCUCUGGACUACAAUUCCUCUCCAGCUGAAGUCAAGACUUGGCUGGAGGCCAAAGGCUUCUCUCAGAUGACAGUGAAUUCUCUUGGGAUUCUGACUGGCGCCCAGCUCUUCUCCCUGCAGAAAGAUGAACUGCGGUCGGUGAGCCCAGAGGAGGGCGCCCGUGUCUACAGCCAGAUAAUGGUCCAGAAAUCACUGCUUGAGGUAAAGGGGUCUUUCUGA
Rhincodon typus (whale shark) is the source of this 1823-nucleotide messenger RNA. Its product is annotated as epidermal growth factor receptor kinase substrate 8-like protein 1. The record is from RefSeq and is a predicted model, not a curated record. The coding region runs from base 51 to 1823 and encodes 590 amino acids. The transcript has 15 exons. Gene Ontology annotation, molecular function: actin binding. Gene Ontology annotation, cellular component: plasma membrane; vesicle; ruffle membrane. Gene Ontology annotation, biological process: Rho protein signal transduction; regulation of Rho protein signal transduction; positive regulation of ruffle assembly. Lineage: Eukaryota; Metazoa; Chordata; Chondrichthyes; Orectolobiformes; Rhincodontidae.